AUGCAAGCUUCAGAAAUCUUCAGCACUUCCACAACCUCCUCCUACUUCAACGACCACUGCAUAUCAAUCCCCGAUGACCACGGUAAAGAAGAUGCUACAGAGGGCGCUCCUGUCAACAGCACGGUCCUGGAACCUCCUAAGUCUACCGAACGCCAUCUAACGUCCAUGAAAUCGUGCCCAGUGAUAGAAUAUAACACAUCGAUAUUUACGUCGACUGUUAUUUCAGAAUGGCACCUGGUGUGUGAGAACAAGCACUUGCAGCCGCUCUUCCAGGUGAUGUACAAUAUCGGAGGGAUCUUCGGAAGCUUUGCAGGAGGACACGUUGGCGAUAAAUGGGGUCGGCGUCGAUCUCUGCAGAUUGGAAUCGUGUCUUACAUCUUGGUAGUCAUAGCCAUGGCUUUUACAUCCUCCUUCCCGUUCUUAUUAAUUCUGCGAGUUCUGACCGGCGUGACUGGCCAGAGUAUGUUAAUACCUGCCUGGAGUCAAGCACUUGAGUCAACACCCUCCCGCCACCGCAGUCUCGUCGGCAUGUUACUCGGCUUCCCCUAUUCCCUGUUUGUCAUCGUGUUCUCGGGCGUUGGCUAUCUCAUCCGCUCUUGGCGAUACCUCAUGCUGGUGUGCUGUGCGCCGUCUCUCGCGCUCCUGCCGCUGUCUUUCUUAAUGGAUGAGUCAGCAAGGUGGCUAGUUCAGCAAGGAAGGCAAGACGAUGCCAUGAAGGUGUUAAAGAGAGCUGUAAAAUUGAACAAGGCCAGCCUCACUUCGUCUCUUGAAUCCACUAUUGCAAAAAUAAACCAGGCCUCCGACCCCAAGCCUGAGGGAGACACCGCGUUUUCAGUAAGAGAAUCCCUCCGGCAGGCCAUGGCGUACCUGCGUUCCCCCAUCAUGAGAACGAUUAUCCUCGUCACGCCCCUCCUGUGGUUCCUUCAGAGCUGCCUGUACCUCGCCGUCGCCAUCAACGCCAACAACUUCAACAGUUCGAAUCCUUUCCUCUACGUCUGCCUGAGCGGGGUGAUGGACGGGUCAGCCAUCUUGCUAAUGACUCCUCUCACCACGUUCCUGGGUAGGCGCAUUAUUGUGGGCGUGGGACUCUUCGUGGGCGGCAUCUUCUUCCUGCUCGAUCUUGUCGUAAUACUUCUGGCUCAAGAUGACACUGGUUAUGAUCGGAUUCUUCCUCGUGGCUGGUUCGUUCCAGGUGAGUUCACGGGAUCCAUAUAUUCCGAAACUUUAAUGAAGAAAUAUAAUGGUAACAGAUUUUUGUACAAGAACAAGCCAGCAUAUGAUAACUUCGAUGUGGUGAUACCAACCUCCACCAUGAACUACGUCUACGGCCCCGAACUGUUCCCGACCGAAGCCAGGUCGCGUGGCUUUGCCUUCGUCAGCCUCAUGGGUGGCAUCGGGUUCAUGUGUUCACCGGUCAUCACGUACAACUUGGCUAAACUCGCAUGGUGGGCAGCCCCAGUUACCUUCGGCUGCUCUGCCAUACUGGGAAGCUUCACUCUGCCUCUACUGCCCGAGACCAGGAACCAGCCUAUGCCCGACACGCUGAAGGACGUGGAAGAAAAAUUACAUAAUUCUCAACAGAUAAGCUAUGGCAGUCACAUUGUCCUAUAUUUUAUUCAAGAGACCAUAACUUCAGGAUACGACACAAUAGGUCAGGUAAAGUAG
Penaeus chinensis is the source of this 1665-nucleotide messenger RNA. RefSeq names its product solute carrier family 22 member 20-like. The record is from RefSeq and is a predicted model, not a curated record. The coding region runs from base 1 to 1665 and encodes 554 amino acids. Gene Ontology annotation, cellular component: membrane. Gene Ontology annotation, biological process: transmembrane transport. Lineage: Eukaryota; Metazoa; Arthropoda; Malacostraca; Decapoda; Penaeidae. The transcript has 14 exons. Gene Ontology annotation, molecular function: transmembrane transporter activity.